GAAGGUGCACAAGAAUAUGACUAAUCCCCCAGGUAGGCCCAUUGUGGCGGGCAUCGGGAGUCUGACGGAAAGAGCGUGCACUUAUGUAGAUUUUUUUCUACAGCCAUUGGUUCUGGAUUUGAAAUCACAUGUGAGGGACUCCAUGCAUCUAAUGGAACGUUUGGAAGAUAUAUCACUACCAAGAGAUUUUCUACUAGUAACCUGUGAUGUGGAGUCUUUGUACUCGAAUAUUAGACAUGAGGAUGGCAUCAAAGCAGUCACAGAGAUCCUCAACACACAAGGCUCGGAGACACAAUGUCAAGAAUUCAUUGAGCAGUUGAAUGACAACAACCUGCAGAUUCGCCUUACAUCGCAAACCUCGGAUACAAGGGUGGAAUUCCUGGAUUUAAAGUUAAUCCGGAAUGAGGAUAAAAUCACCACCUCUCUGCAUCGUAAAGAGACAGCUACGAAUAAUUUGUUGCAUUUUGGAAGUUUUCAUCCGGGACACACCCGUAGAGGGAUACCCACGGGCCAAUUUUUAAGACUGAGACGUAACUGUUCACAAAUGGAGGACUUCAGGAGACAUGCGAGGGAUUUAACGGAGCGCUUGAGGGUGAGAGGUUAUCCUAAAAAGGUUAUAUCAAGGGCUUUUCAAAAAGCAUUGCACUCUGACAGAAAUGAACUAUUGAAACCGAGGACACGAUUGGAAGACACAUCUCUACGCCUCACUACACCAUACAACAACCAGUGGAAUCAGAUACGACAAUUACUACAUCAACACUGGACCAUUCUGAAAUCAGACCUGAAGAUUAACCCCUUAAUACCAACAACCCCAUUACUAACAGCAAAACGGGCACGGAACCUGAAAGAUAUUCUGACACAGAGUCAUUUUGCGAGAUCGAGAGGAAAAAGGAACAGAAAGCAAGAAUACAUUGGCUCAUUUCCAUGUGGUGUAUGUAGGCCAGACGACACAGGAACUGAGGAAACGAAUUCAGAAGCAUUUUUCCACAAUUUCGCUAGCCGAUAGAGACUUUAAAAGUGAGAGAACUUUGAC
This is a messenger RNA of Hyla sarda, 1033 nucleotides long. RefSeq lists its product as uncharacterized. Lineage: Eukaryota; Metazoa; Chordata; Amphibia; Anura; Hylidae. Bases 17 to 1006 code for a protein of 329 amino acids. The transcript has 3 exons. The record is from RefSeq and is a predicted model, not a curated record.